Molecule: messenger RNA, 3656 nt
Organism: Doryrhamphus excisus (bluestripe pipefish)
Lineage: Eukaryota; Metazoa; Chordata; Actinopteri; Syngnathiformes; Syngnathidae
Gene: unk
Product: unk zinc finger
Biological process (GO): cell morphogenesis involved in neuron differentiation
Molecular function (GO): mRNA CDS binding; metal ion binding
Source: RefSeq, a predicted model, not a curated record
UCGCACUUGUAGUACUUCCUGUUGUCUUGCGCAAACUCAAAUCGUCGUAGUAUGCGGAUUUCGAAGCUAACUCGGCUAGCUAGCUUCUUCUGCUAAAAACAAGAUCGUUGUUGUGACGCUUCCGACGGCUAAAAUGUCUAAAACGCAGCCCCAGCCCCCGUUAUCAUCGGGAGCGACGUCCACCGGGGCACACUCGUCGUCCUCUUCGUCUUCAUCCGCGGGGGGCUCGACAUCUCCCGCAACCGUGUUGAACAUUCAGCCCGAGAAACCUCAGCACUACACAUACCUGAAGGAGUUCAGAACAGAGCAAUGUCCCCUGUUUGUACAACACAAAUGUACACAACACAGACCCUUUUCUUGUUUCCACUGGCACUUCUUGAACCAGCGGCGCCGCCGACCCAUGCGCAAACGGGACGGGACCUUCAACUACAGCCCAGAUGUUUACUGUACCAAAUACGACGAGGGAUCAGGAACCUGUCCUGAUGGAGACGAGUGUGCAUUCCUACAUCGGACAGCAGGUGACACAGAGCGACGGUAUCACCUGCGCUACUAUAAGACAGGCUCAUGUAUCCAUGAAACAGAUACAAAAGGCCACUGCAGCAAGAACGGUUCCCACUGUGCCUUUGCGCACGGGUCACAUGACUUACGCAGCCCUGUGUAUGAUAUCAGGGAAGUGCAAGUGAUGGAGUUGCAAGGUGGCUCGGGCCCCACAGAAGGAGCUGGUGGAGACGCACAGUCAGGCCAGGCCGCAAGUACGGCCCUCAUAGAGAAAAUACUGAGUGAGGAACCACGCUGGCAAGAUAACAACUACGUGCUGUCCCACUACAAGACAGAGCUCUGUAAGAAGCCACCCCGCCUGUGUCGCCAAGGUUACGCCUGUCCAUAUUACCAUAACAGCAAAGACAGGCGGCGGAGCCCACACAAGCACAAAUACAGAGCGUUACCGUGUCCAGCUGUGAAGCACAGUGAGGAGUGGGGCGAUCCCAGCAAAUGCGAGGGGGCCGAGGGAUGCCAGUAUUGCCACACCAGAACAGAACAACAGUUCCACCCGGAGAUUUAUAAGUCCACUAAGUGUAAUGACAUGCAGCAGUGCGGCAGCUGUCCCAGAGGCCCUUUUUGUGCUUUUGCACACGUUGAAAAGCCAGUGGCCCUCGAGGAACCAUCAUUUCCCUCUCCCAGCUCACCACCACCUCCACGACCUCCAGAUCCUGGCGCUGCAGAGGAGGCGGCGGCGGUGGACACAGCAGGACACAACAUGGGGCUUGGUCAUUUGGCUGACCCCUUCUCACCUUCUGCUGGCUCACUCGGAGCUGAGCAAGGACUGCUGGGUCGCGUGUUAACUCUGUGUGAGGCCAUGAGAGAAGGGGCCGAGCCUUUGUCUCCCUGGGCAGGAGAGGGAGGCUAUGGCAGGGCACCUGGAUUUGAGAGAGAGGAUCAGGCAAAGCAUAGAAGUUUUGCUCUUGAGCAGCGUAGCAGAGAGAUGACAUUAGCUCAAAGCAAACAGGAUCUGUUGGUGUUUCUACCUGUGGGCAGCCCUUUAAGCAUAUCCUCCAGCAUUCCCUCCAGUUUGGCUGCCACCCCGCCCAGCCCAGCACCUCCUGGACCCCCGGGAACCAGCAUCGCAUCAGGGAUGAACGCCAACGCCUUGCCCUUCUAUCCCACCAGCGAGACAGUGGAGUCAGUCGUUGAGUCAGCGCUGGAUGACCUUGACCUGAAUGACUUUGGCGUGUCGGCGCUGGAGAGAGGUUUGGAUAGCAGCGCCACGCUGCCCAGUGUGGGCAUUAUGCUAGGAGGUAGCCAGCUUCAAAGUUCUGCGCCCGUCAACAUCCCUGGAUCCUUCAGCACGUCCGGCCCUUUUAGCUCUCCUUCACCUUCCCCACCAAUCAGACCCAACACCUCCCCGUUCUUCUCCUCUCAGCUGUCACAACCAGGCCAACAGGAGACCUCUUUCCUGGGACCAUCUCACAGCUCCUUAGGUCUUAAUGGCAUGAGUAGUAACAUCUGGGAGCACUUCCCAUCAGGCCAAGGCUCCCCCGGGACCCCUCCUACCUUGCUACCCUCUGGUCCCUGUGCAGAGACCACCAGGCUCAAGCAGGAGCUGGAGGAGUCUCACAGAGCGCUGAAGCAGUGGGGUCACAGCUGGAGACACACAGCUCAGACGUGGGCCACACUGAAAGCCGACGCAGAGGAGUCGCGCGCCCACGCGGCACGGCUGGCCAUGGAGGCGGAGAGAACCAGGCAGGCCGAGGAGGAGGCACAGAGACAAGCUGCUCUCCUGGAUGAGGCGCUGGAGACCCUGAAGAGUGGCGAAAACCCCCAUCUAGCCCUACACCAGCUCCAGCUGUUACACAGACUGCCCUUAGAGUCCGUGCUCAGUCUGCAGGCACAGCUGUGCAGCUGCCUGCAUGCUGUGGAGCAGGUGGCGUACAAGAAACAGAGGCAGUGUUGCUUAUCGUGUGGGGAGCAAGGCUCCGUCUCCUUGCCGUGUGGACAUGGACUACAGUGCCAAAACUGCUCCAGCUCCGUGGAGUGCCCUCUCUGCCCCGACCAAGUACUGGAGCAGCAGCAGCAGCAGCAGCUCUCCUGACCUCACAGACCAUCACAGACCAUCGUAGAGACCUCACCUCACCUGAUUCCACAAAUACCAGCCAUGGAUCUCCAAACCAUUCCUCUCUGCGUGACAUCACACGUGGUUCCUGGCAAUGUCGGUGAUUAAUAAGCUCUUAAUAUGGGAAGAAGGAUGAAUUAGAGUUCAAGUAUUGACAAUGGGGUCACCAGUACACACACACAUACGUAUUUCAUGAGUUGUUGACCAGCAACACUGUUCUUUUCCACUUCCUCAUCUCAAGCAGCACUUCUUUAAUAGUACCCAUGGAGCACAUUUACUACUUCAUCAGGUACACUAUGAUGGCCACCUUGUAUAAAAGGACAAUUCAUAACGCUUCCGUAUUGCAUUGUAGCGGUGGAGCGUACCUAAUCAAGUGGCAGUCUGUCAAUCAGGAUAGUCUCAUUUCAGCAAAGAACAAAUUGCCAUUUAUAAAAAAAAAUUCUACUUUUAUACAUUUGUGUCACUUCUGGCUAAAUGUAAUUUUAGAAUCAUGACAGAAGUGUAAAUGGAUUUCCGACUUAAACAUAUUUAUUGUUUAACAUUAUCACAAGUCUUAGUAGUCUUCAGGUAUGAUGUAACACACGUUAAAGGGCAUAUUUAGUUCCAUCCUUGUUAUUAAUUGUAUAUCGCUAUAGCCAAAGGGGGCCAACAUAUGAGGUAGCGCUCAUCUAGGUUGAUCAAGUGUAUUGUAAGAUUUGGAAUGAACUCUACAACAUUGCAGCCUCUUAAAAGCACUCAGGUAGAAACAUAAAGAGGAAAGCAUAUGAACACAAUCAAGGUAAAAAUAUACUCAGUGGACUUGGUGUAGUCUUUUAAACCACCCUUUUCGGUGUAACUGUCGCAAUUGUACACAAUUUUAAUUUUCUUUUCAUACCUGCCAUCUUUAGCAUCUUUAGUACAGCUUUCUCUGACAUUGUACUUUAUUUACGUCAUUCUCUUUUGCACUGAUUAGACAAAACAAGUGGACCGGACAGAGACAAUCUAUCCUACUCCACUGUUUCCAAAUCAGUUUUUUUUGGUACAGAUCAUUAAAGCAAAUUGUAUAUUU